UUGGUUGUUCCUGUUAUGUUUCCUACAUUUUGUUUUCAUGCUAUCAGUCAAAUUUCAGGCCAGCCUAGGAGGCACCUCCUUCAGAGUGGUUGGAGUGUCUUUGUAAGUUCGAAAAGGCUUGUUGCCGGGGAUGCAUUCAUAUUUCUUAGAGGUGAGAACGGGGAGCUUCGUGUUGGAGUCAGACAUGCCAUGAGACAGCAGGGUAAUGCUCCAUCAUCAGUGAUAUCCAGUCAUAGCAUGCAUCUCGGUGUCCUUGCUACAGCUUGGCAUGCCAUUCAGACGAAAACAAUGUUCACAGUAUAUUACAAACCAAGGACGAGCCCUGCUGAUUUUAUAGUUCCAUAUGACCAGUAUAUGGAGUCUGUGAAAAACAAUUACUCCAUCGGGAUGAGGUUUAAAAUGAGGUUUGAAGGUGAAGAAGCUCCAGAACAGAGGUUUACUGGCACUAUAGUUGGCAUUGAAGAUGGUGACCCCAACAGGUGGCCUGAGUCCAAAUGGAGAUGCCUGAAGGUUCGAUGGGAUGAAACUUCUGCUAUUCCUAGGCCAGACCGAGUUUCACCCUGGAAAAUAGAGCCAGCUCUUAGCCCUCCUGCCCUUAAUCCACUUCCAAUACCAAGGCCAAAAAGGCCUCGAUCAAAUGUUCUGCCCUCGUCUCCUGAUUCUUCUGUUCUUACUAGGGAAGGUUCAUCCAAAAGAACUGCAGGCCCUUCACAAGCCAGUGGGUUUUCAAGGGUCUUGCAAGGUCAAGAAAUUUCGACCUUGAGAGGCAAUUUUGUAGAAAAUAAUGGGUCAGAUUCUUCUGAGAAGCCAAUUGUAUGGCCACCGUCACUGGAUGAUGAGAAGACUGAUGUUCAUUCUGCAUCAAGGAGAUGUCUAUCAGAUAAAUGGCUUCCUUUAGGGAGGCCUGAAUCAUCUUUUACAGAUUUAUUAUCGGGUUUUGGGGUGCAAGUGAGUUCCUCCCACGGUCUCCAUUUACCCGCUGGGGGCCAAACAGCACUUCCUGCUAGCUUGGUGAAGCGACAAGCACUGGACAAGGAAAAUGAUUUCAGCUUACUGGGAAAACAAUGGUCUCUAGCGUCUUCUGGUCUCUCACUUAAUCUGAUGGAUUCAGGAUUGAAGGGGGCUGAUACUCUUUAUCAAAUGCGGGAAACAUCUAAGUGUAGUGGUUUUAACGAGUAUCCAACCCUCCCUGGUCAUAGAAUUGACAAUCAGCAGGGAAAUUGGUUAAUGCCCCAAUCUGUGUUGCCUUAUAUUCAGAUGUCCACUCAUUCUGGAGAAAUAAUGCCUAAACCAAUGGCUUUGCUACAGCCCGAAGCCGUGAAACCCAAAGAGGGGAAUUGCAAACUAUUUGGCAUUCCCCUUGUAAGUAAAUCUGCUUCCAUAGAUCCUGUCAAGUUGCAAAAUAAUUCACUGAUCGACUCAGCAAGUAACAUGCAUUUUGGUAUACAUCCACAUCAAUUCCCUGCAACUGAAUCUGAUCUAAGGUCUGAGCAAUCAAAGGGAUCAAAGGUACUAGAUAAUGGGAUCACAGUUAAUGAUCAGGAGAAACAAUUCCAAACGUCUCAUCUUGGUACUCGAGAUAGAGAGGGCAAGGGCCUUAUAAAUUCAACAAGGAGUUGCACCAAGGUUCAUAAACAUGGUACAGCCCUUGGAAGGUCUGUGGAUCUUGCAAAGUUCAAUAACUAUGAAGAAUUGAUAGCUGAACUGGAUCACCUUUUUUAUUUUAAUGGUGAGCUCAAGGCUCAGAACAAGAACUGGCUGGUUGUAUAUACUGAUGAUGAGGGUGACAUGAUGCUUGUUGGAGAUGAUCCAUGGCAAGAAUUUUGUGGUAUGGUGUGCAAGAUUUUCAUCUACACGAAAGAAGAGGUGCAGCGAAUGAACCCAGGGUCUCUCAAUUCAAAAGGUUCAUAAAAUCUGCGGAAAAGACUACAUCCACCCAGCUGUUGCUUUUUUGGGGAUUUCUGAAGGUAGUUACCUGCCAUAUUAAGUCCCUUUUAACUUCUGGAUGGCUGGUCUCUCCAUAUAGAUGCAGCUUCGACCCCUUUUGGAGCCAACUUAUGGUGACUUAUCUAUACACAGUAUACACACAUUAUCAGCCUGGUCAUAGUCUUGCUUUUGUUAAUUUCGAUAUGUACAUACCUAGUUUUUAACAAUUAUCCUAGCAACUCUAGAUGUAAUUAAGAAGUUGAUACACAGCAUACCUUGUCUCCUGUUAAUUUAUGUACUACUGGUAUCCAACUGCUUCUAGUACCCUACAUAUUUUGUAUCAGCAGUUGUGGUCGUCCGGCUGAACAUGUAUUGGUAAUCAUUCAAAUUUUGAUCAUAGGAGUUGAAGAAAAGAUCAUAGUAUUUGGUUA
This is a messenger RNA of Nicotiana tabacum (common tobacco), 2357 nucleotides long. NCBI's taxonomy places the organism in Eukaryota, Viridiplantae, Streptophyta, Magnoliopsida, Solanales, Solanaceae. The record is from RefSeq and is a predicted model, not a curated record.